AUGAGCUCCGAUCCGGCGGUUGUGUCUUCCGGCGCCGUUCAUCAUGGCGGUCUUGAUGAGCAGAUUUCUCAGCUUAUGCAGUGCAAGCCCUUGUCUGAACAAGAGGUCAGGCAGCUAUGUGAGAAAGCCAAGGAGAUUUUAAUGAAAGAGAGCAAUGUCCAGCCUGUGAAAAGCCCUGUGACCAUUUGUGGUGAUAUUCAUGGACAAUUUCAUGAUCUGGCAGAGCUUUUUCGAAUUGGCGGCAAGUGUCCAGAUACAAAUUAUUUGUUUAUGGGAGAUUAUGUUGAUCGGGGCUAUUAUUCAGUUGAAACCGUAACGCUUCUUGUGGCCCUCAAAGUGAGGUACCCGUCACGAAUUACUAUUCUGAGAGGAAAUCAUGAGAGUCGCCAGAUUACUCAAGUGUAUGGAUUUUAUGAUGAAUGCCUGAGGAAAUAUGGAAAUGCAAAUGUGUGGAAGACUUUUACUGAUCUAUUUGAUUACUUUCCUCUCACCGCAUUGGUUGAGUCAGAAAUAUUUUGUCUUCAUGGAGGUUUGUCUCCUUCAGUUGAAACACUAGACCACAUACGUAAUUUUGACCGUGUACAAGAAGUUCCUCAUGAGGGAGCCAUGUGUGAUCUUCUAUGGUCUGAUCCUGAUGAUCGAUGUGGUUGGGGCAUUUCACCUAGGGGUGCUGGAUACACAUUUGGCCAAGAUAUUUCAGAGCAGUUUAACCAUACCAACAACUUAAAGCUCAUUGCUAGAGCACAUCAGUUGGUCAUGGAAGGAUAUAACUGGGCUCAUGACCAGAAAGUUGUUACCAUAUUUAGUGCGCCUAAUUAUUGCUACCGCUGUGGAAACAUGGCGUCCAUCCUUGAAGUGGAUGAUUGCAGGGCCCACACAUUCAUUCAGUUUGAGCCCGCUCCUCGAAGAGGAGAACCGGAUGUAACUAGGAGAACACCAGAUUAUUUCCUAUGA
This is a messenger RNA of Oldenlandia corymbosa var. corymbosa, 954 nucleotides long. NCBI's taxonomy places the organism in Eukaryota, Viridiplantae, Streptophyta, Magnoliopsida, Gentianales, Rubiaceae. The record is from the annotation of a GenBank genome assembly.